Molecule: messenger RNA, 800 nt
Organism: Aureobasidium pullulans EXF-150
Lineage: Eukaryota; Fungi; Ascomycota; Dothideomycetes; Dothideales; Saccotheciaceae
Exons: 1
Coding region: 200-670 (156 amino acids)
Source: RefSeq, a predicted model, not a curated record
AUCGCUGCGGGCUUCAGCAAAUUGCGCCCGCCAAGUUGAGGUAAAUGCGCGGUGAGCCGCUGACGACGAGCGCAACUCAGGAAGAGCUCAAUGGACUUGACCGGCAUUGUGCUGCACACAUCUUUCUGGUUAACUCACUAGACAGCAUUGCGACUGUAGCAGCUGCCAGAGACUUUAGUGCACUGUCAAGGGAGCUAACAUGACCGAUAGACAAGGCUUCGGACCAACUCUUCGGACCAACUCAUCCGACGUGGAGACAGCAGCAUGCAUUGUCCAGCUCAUCAAGGUACCUGAAAGAGACUUGAAAGUCAACAAACGAUGUUGGAACGAACGCGCCGAAGUGCAUCCCGCGCACAAUCAGCAUGUGCAGCUGCCGUCGCGAAGUUUGAAGCAGGAGCAGCUUCCCGAUCUGCCGUGUCACCUUCCUCAUGCUCGUACCCUGAUAUCGAAGUCGAAGUCAUUCUCGACGACGCUCAAACAGUUGCGCUUCAAAGAGGUGGACCAGAAGAAGAGCUCUACCAGGAAGAGCUCACUCAACAACACCGAGAGUCAUGGCUUCUGCCUGCCCAGCUCCUUAAAUUACGCUACUCGAGUGAGUUGCAACCAUGCGAGCAGAGCUAUGCGCUCGACCGAAUCAAGAGUCAAGCGAUAUGCAACAUCUCGCGUCUAGAACAUUGCAACAUACUACUUCAGGAUACACUUCAUGUCACGUCAGCGCUGGUGCACGAAGAAAGAGACAUAGACGAAGAGACACAAGGGGAGUAAAAUAGUUGUAUGUGCAAAAUAUGCAGUAGCGUGGA